UGAGAAAAACCCUUCACACUAACGCUAUAUAGAGACACAAACCCUAAUUUUCUUACACCAGGUGUCUGCUCAAGCCGUCAAAAAAAUGUCGAAGCGAGGACGUGGAGGUACGUCGGGUAACAAGUUCAGGAUGUCGCUUGGUCUCCCCGUGGCGGCGACGGUGAACUGCGCUGACAACACGGGUGCUAAGAACCUUUACAUCAUUUCGGUUAAAGGAAUCAAGGGUCGUCUCAACAGGUUGCCUUCAGCUUGCGUCGGGGACAUGGUGAUGGCUACAGUGAAGAAGGGUAAGCCUGAUCUGAGGAAGAAGGUUAUGCCAGCUGUCAUCGUUAGGCAGAGGAAGCCUUGGCGCCGAAAGGAUGGUGUCUUCAUGUACUUCGAAGAUAAUGCUGGAGUCAUCGUCAACCCCAAGGGAGAAAUGAAAGGUUCUGCGAUCACUGGUCCCAUUGGUAAAGAGUGCGCUGAUCUCUGGCCAAGGAUUGCUAGUGCUGCCAAUGCCAUUGUCUAGGAUCGAUCAGUCACUAAUUGGUCUUUUAUGGCGUGCAUUUGAUUAUCUUUCUGAAUAUUGUUGGGAGUUCUAAAUAUAUCAAAAACAAAUUUGAGGAUUUUGGUAGUUGGUAUUUUGAUUUUCCGACAUUAUGUACGACAUUCGUUUAUUUUGGUUACUUGAGACAUUUCUCUGAGUAACGAAGAAAUGUCAAUGCCGAAACUUGAAUGUUAUUA
Brassica rapa (field mustard) is the source of this 723-nucleotide messenger RNA. RefSeq names its product 60S ribosomal protein L23. NCBI's taxonomy places the organism in Eukaryota, Viridiplantae, Streptophyta, Magnoliopsida, Brassicales, Brassicaceae. Gene Ontology annotation, molecular function: large ribosomal subunit rRNA binding; structural constituent of ribosome. The record is from RefSeq and is a predicted model, not a curated record. Gene Ontology annotation, cellular component: ribosome; cytosolic large ribosomal subunit. Gene Ontology annotation, biological process: translation.